Messenger RNA from Seriola aureovittata, 1854 nucleotides. RefSeq names its product sodium-dependent neutral amino acid transporter B(0)AT1-like. Lineage: Eukaryota; Metazoa; Chordata; Actinopteri; Carangiformes; Carangidae. The record is from RefSeq and is a predicted model, not a curated record. The transcript is spliced from 12 exons. The coding region runs from base 7 to 1854 and encodes 615 amino acids. Gene Ontology annotation, cellular component: membrane. Gene Ontology annotation, biological process: sodium ion transmembrane transport.
UUCGCCAUGAGACUGGUACUUCCGAACCCAGGUCUGGAUCUCCGGAUCCCUAACUAUGAGGAUCUAGACAGGAAGGAGAAGGAGGAGGCUGGUGACAGGCCCAAUUGGGACAACAAAGCCCAGUACAUCCUAACCUGUGUUGGCUUCUGCAUUGGGCUUGGCAACGUGUGGCGAUUCCCUUACUUGUGUCAAAGUCAUGGAGGAGGUGCCUUUUUGAUUCCCUACCUGAUCCUGCUGGUGUUGGAGGGAAUGCCUCUUCUGCUGAUGGAGUUUGCCAUCGGCCAGCGUCUCAGGAAAGGCAGCGUGGGAGUGUGGAGGGCCAUCAGCCCUUAUCUGACUGGUAUUGGUAUAGCCUCCAUGCUGGUAUCCUUUUUGGUUGGACUGUACUACAACACCUUAAUAGCCUGGAUAUUGUGGUAUCUCUUCAAUUCCUUUCAAGACCCACUGCCCUGGGCCCAGUGUCCUCUCAAUGACAAUAGGACAGGAUUUGUAUCUGAGUGUCAACAGAGCUCCACCAUAGAUUAUUUCUUUUACCGAGUGACUCUGAAUAGUUCGGCCUCUAUAGCUGAGUCUGGAGGAAUCCACUGGCCCAUAGUCGUCUGCCUGUUAGCUGCCUGGACGAUAAUCGCUAUCUGCUGUAUAAGGGGCAUCGGCACUUCAGGCAAGGCAGUUUACAUCACAGCCACCCUGCCGUACAUAGUGCUGGUCAUCUUCCUGAUCCGUGGACUGACUCUUAAAGGAGCCCUGAGUGGAAUAAAGUUCCUCUUCACACCAGACGUGGAGGAGUUGAUUAAACCAACAACUUGGCUGGAUGCAGGUGCCCAGGUCUUUUAUUCCUUUGGUUUGGCAUGGGGAGGCCUCAUCUCCUUCUCAAGCUACAACCCUGUUCACAACAACUGUAUGCAAGAUGCUGUGAUCCUGACUGCAAUUACUGGUUUCACCUCAAUCUAUGCUGCCACAGUCACCUACACCAUCAUUGGCUUCAGGGCCACUGAGAAAUAUGACAACUGUAUCAAUGGAAACAUCAUGACAUUAUUAAACGCAUUUGAACUUCCUGAAGAUAACAUCACUACAAGCAACUAUGAGGAAGUGUUCAAUCAUUUCAACAGCUCCUAUCCUGACACUGUUCUUGGAUUGGACAUCAAAACCUGUGACAUGCACAAACUCCUCAGCGAGGGAGUGGAGGGAACAGGUUUGGCCUUUAUUGUGUUUACAGAAGCCAUCACCAAGAUGCCUGGCUCUCCAGCGUGGUCUGUCCUAUUUUUCAUCAUGCUUCUCUGCUUGGGGGUCUCGACCCUGUUUGGCAACAUUGAAGGAGUGGUGGUACCCUUGAAAGACCUGAACGUAUUCCCUAAAAAAUGGCCCCACGAAGUACUGACUGGAACAACAUGUGUUGUCGCCUUCCUCAUCUCCCUCCUGUUUGCGCAGCACUCAGGGCUUUAUUGGGUAACUCUCUUUGACAACUUUGCUGGAUCUGUUCCACUUCUGACCAUUGGAUUGUUUGAGAUGAUAGCUGUCGUGUACAUCUAUGGCAUAGACAGGUUCAAUGAGGAUUUGAAGUUCAUGGUCGGACAUAAGCCUUCCAUCUUCUGGCAGGUUUCAUGGAGGUUCAUCAGUCCUCUAAUCGUCCUGGUUAUUUUGGUUUUCUACCUGGUGACCCAAACCCAAGAAGAGCUCACAUAUUUAGUCUGGGACCCCAACUCUGAGGAGUUUCCAUCUCUGGCAUCAGUACCGUACCCUUCAUGGGUAGGUGCAGUCAUAUUUCUUUUGGCAGGAGUCCCCAGCCUGGCAGGGCCUGCGUUUGCAUUAUGUCGACUGCUCUUUGUUUGCUGCAAGAAAAAAAUUGUAUCCUGA